AUGACAUCAAAAAAUUCAACUCGACGUUUAUCUAUUCUCAAUCGAGAUUCAGAUGAUACUGUACAUUCAAUUACUACAACUGAAGCACUUAUUAAAUGGGAAGGAGAAACAGGUGAAUCAGCUCGACAAGCUAAAGUAAUAAUGCUUAAUGGACAUUAUCCUCCAAUACAUAUAAUGGAUCAUUCACUUGGAAAAUUAAUUCGUUGCGAAAAAUUAUCUUUAUCAACAAAUAUGAUCGAAAGAAUUGCCAAUCUUAAUGGUUUAAAACAUUUAAAAAUCUUAUCACUUGGUCGAAAUUUAAUAACAAGUCUUGCUCCAUUAGAAGUUGUAAGUGAUACUCUUGAAGAACUUUGGAUAUCAUAUAAUUCAAUUCAAAAAUUUGAUGGAAUUUUAACAAUGAAAAAACUUCGAGUUUUAUAUAUGAGUAAUAAUCAUAUUAAAGAAUGGUCAGAAUUACGUCGAUUAUCAGCAAUUUCAACUCUUGAAGAUUUAGUUUUUAAUGGAAAUCCAUUACAUGAUGAAUGGAAAAAAGAUGAAGAAUCAUGGCUAGAUACAGUACAUAAAUUAAUUAAAUCUCUAAGAAAACUUGAUGGAAUUUUUUUAAAACAAGAUAUUGAAAUUUAA
Molecule: messenger RNA, 624 nt
Organism: Adineta steineri
Lineage: Eukaryota; Metazoa; Rotifera; Eurotatoria; Adinetida; Adinetidae
Source: the annotation of a GenBank genome assembly